AUGGGGUUGAAACCGGCGUCGGGGGCCGGCUACUGCGUUUUUGGGGAGCCCAAAUAUCAGCAAAAAACCACAGUGAUUGAAAACGGCGAAAUCAGAUUCAAUGGAAAGGGGAAAAAGAUUCGGAAGCCUCGAACUAUUUACUCCAGUCUACAACUCCAGGCUUUAAACCACCGCUUUCAGCAGACUCAGUACCUGGCACUUCCAGAGAGAGCUGAACUGGCAGCUUCAUUAGGACUUACCCAGACACAGGUGAAGAUAUGGUUUCAGAACAAGCGCUCCAAAUUCAAGAAGCUGCUGAAGCAGGGCAGCAACCCCCACGAGAGCGACCCCCUGCCCGGCUCCGCCACCCUCUCCCCUCGCUCCCCGGCCCUGCCUCCAGUCUGGGACGUUUCAGCUUCUGCCAAGGGAGUCAAUAUGCCUCCCAACAGCUACAUGCCUGGUUAUUCUCACUGGUAUUCUUCUCCACAUCAAGACACAAUGCAGAGACCACAAAUGAUGUGA
Molecule: messenger RNA, 501 nt
Organism: Mesitornis unicolor (brown roatelo)
Lineage: Eukaryota; Metazoa; Chordata; Aves; Mesitornithiformes; Mesitornithidae
Gene: DLX6
Product: distal-less homeobox 6
Exons: 3
Coding region: 1-501 (166 amino acids)
Biological process (GO): regulation of transcription by RNA polymerase II; cell differentiation; embryo development
Molecular function (GO): RNA polymerase II cis-regulatory region sequence-specific DNA binding; DNA-binding transcription factor activity, RNA polymerase II-specific
Source: RefSeq, a predicted model, not a curated record